Perkinsus marinus ATCC 50983 is the source of this 657-nucleotide messenger RNA. RefSeq lists its product as hypothetical. The record is from RefSeq and is a predicted model, not a curated record. The transcript has a single exon. The annotation marks the transcript as partial. NCBI's taxonomy places the organism in Eukaryota, Perkinsozoa, Perkinsida, Perkinsidae.
AUGGCGCUCUUCGAUGAAGUCUUCCUGCAGCUCGCAGAAAGUAUUUUGGAUAAAGUUUACUUUAAGAGCGUGCCCUUUAAUCUUGUGAAACUUGAAGACUGGUUGGUUCUACGUUUGGUAUCUGAGCUUAAGAAGGAGAAGGAUUCCUUUCCUACGGUUGAGGAGUUGGAAACUUUACUGAGAAGCGGAUUGAAGCGUGCUAUAACUUUGGUUGUUGGCUCUCCGUCUGAUUCAGAUUUUGCCAUGAAGCCCAUCAAUGCUUUUAUGCUAUACUCCUCGAUCGUCUUCCCUGCCUUACUUGAUAAGCUUACUGAGGCAGCUAUCCCGAUAGAGGCAUCUGAAGAUGUUAAGCGAGCCUACCGUCUUGGGAAGUUUGUUGCAAUAAGGCAGAUCAAUGAUGCAGCAGAAUAUAGCAUCUUUGUGACCGGUUUUGGCGAUAGACUCCGGGCAAGUCGCUUUCGUUUUCCUCCUCCUUCUGCACCGGUUGCUCCUGUGGAUGGUUCUUUCCAUUCUGUUGAACAGGUUGAGCGGGAUGCUCCUGCCACCACUUCUUAUGAUGCCCUGUUUGUUGCUUCUGCGGAACCGAGUCAAUCUUUUCGUUACAAGAAGAUGAUGUCAGAAUCUGACUUGGCUGCUAUUUUGAGAGCAGUGGAUAAG